Acytostelium subglobosum LB1 is the source of this 1005-nucleotide messenger RNA. RefSeq lists its product as hypothetical. Gene Ontology annotation, molecular function: oxidoreductase activity. The record is from RefSeq and is a predicted model, not a curated record. The transcript has a single exon. Bases 1 to 1005 code for a protein of 334 amino acids. NCBI's taxonomy places the organism in Eukaryota, Evosea, Eumycetozoa, Acytosteliales, Acytosteliaceae. Gene Ontology annotation, biological process: deoxyribonucleotide biosynthetic process.
AUGCAAGCGAUUCAAGAUGAACCACUAUUGCGAGAGAAUAAGGAUAGAUUCGUCCUGUUCCCAAUCAAGUAUCCAGAUAUUUGGAAUAUGUACAAGAAGGCUGAGGCAUCGUUCUGGACUGCCGAAGAGUUGGACUUGGCCGCAGACACCAACGACUGGGAGAACAAGCUGAACGACAAUGAGCGCCACUUCAUCACGAAUGUGCUGGCAUUCUUUGCCGCGUCGGACGGCAUCGUCAACGAGAAUCUGGCCACGCGCUUCAUGUCCGAGGUGCAGAUACCCGAGGCACGCUGCUUCUACGGCUUCCAGAUCGCCAUCGAGAACAUUCACUCUGAGACGUACAGUCUCCUCAUCGACACGUACAUCAAGAGCAGCGAGCGCAAGAAGGAGCUGUUCAACGCCAUCGAGACGAUCCCCGCCGUCAAGAAGAAGGCCGACUGGGCCCUGCGCUGGAUCUCCAACUCCAAGUCGUUCGCCGAGCGUCUCGUGGCCUUUGCCGCCGUCGAGGGCAUCUUCUUCAGCGGCAGCUUCUGCUCGAUCUUUUGGCUGAAGAAGCGCGGUCUGAUGCCCGGCCUGUCGUUCUCCAACGAGCUGAUCAGCAGAGACGAGGGUCUGCACUGCGACUUUGCCUGCAUGCUGUACCAAAAGCUGGUCAACCGUCUGGAUGCCGCGGUGCUCGAGUCGAUCAUCCGCGACGCCGUCGCCUGCGAGAAGGAGUUCAUCACCGAGUCGCUGCCCGUCGAUCUGAUCGGCAUGAACGGCCGCCAGAUGAGCCAGUACAUUGAGUUCUGCGCCGACCGUCUGCUGGUCUCGCUCGGCUACAAGAAGAUAUACAACUCGGCCAACCCAUUCGACUGGAUGGAGAUGAUCUCGUUGCAGCGCAAGACCAACUUCUUUGAGAACCGAGUCUCAGAGUACGCCAAGAGUGGCGUGGCCAAGCAGAGCUCCGGUCAGAACCAAUCAUCGGCUCAAUCACGUGCCUUUAUUCUCGAUGCCGAUUUCUAA